UCCAUUGCCAUUCUUAGAUGCAAAAUUGCCAAACGGGAAUAUGCAAACGACGUCGUUUUUCCAUUUACAAGAGAUCCCAAGGGUAAAACGUGGGCGACGGCUAACGGCCUCUCUGCAGUGGAGCUGAGAGAGAUGGGUUCAUUGAAAUCUCUUGAAUGCGAGUACCCGAUAAUCGACUCCGAUUUUCAGAACUUCUGUGCUUCUCAUGGCAUUUUCUCAGUUGAAGAUAUACUCAUUCAUGACCUUUACAUGUUAGUCGCUUUUGCCGAACAACAGUCAACCUCAGAGAGACUUAAGCAGGGUAUCACCCAAAUCCUCUCUAUUAUAGAUGGUCAACAUCAACCAUGGUUGAAUGGUAUGGAGUUGUUGGAAGAUGCUCAACAGAACAAACAGGUUUUAUCUACUGGGUGUGAAGGGAUUGAUAUGCUUCUUCAUGGUGGAUUAUGUGUGGGACACUUAACAGAAUUAGUUGGGCCAUCAUCUGCUGGCAAAACACAAAUUUGCCUAAAAGUUGCCUCAGGGGUUGCAACAAGGUAUAUGGGUGGUGUUGUAUUCAUAGAUACAGGCAACUCUUUUUCACCCUUACGCAUUGCACAUUUCAUCAAUCAGAUCCCAGAUACUAUCUUUAAAGAGGUCAAACAGAAUAUUCUUGAAAAAGUAAUGAGCCAAAUAUUGUGCCAUUCAGUGUUUGAUAUCUUUGCAAUGUUGGAUGUGGUACAUCAGCUAGAGUACAGCUUGAGAUCUCAGGUGCAGACAGGAGCUGAUCAGGUGAGGUUGCUUAUUGUUGAUUCAAUAUCAUCGCUGAUUACCCCAAUCCUUGGAGGCAGUGGUUCACAUGGACGUGCUUUGAUGAUUUCUGCUGGAUUUCUUCUAAAGAAGUUAGCACAUGAGCAUAAUCUUGCAGUAGUUGUGACUAAUCACAUGGUGGGUGGAGAGGGAGGCAUCCUUAAACCAGCUCUUGGAGAGAGUUGGAAGAGCAUUCCACAUGUGCGGCUUUUGCUCUCCCGUGACCCAGGGAGCAGCAUCUGCCACAUGUCCAUUCUGAAACACUCAUACAUGGCUUCUGGCAGGGCUGCUAGGUUUAUGAUUUGACUAAUUAUAUUUUUGAUUUGUACCACAUUGGAGGUUGGAGAGGAAAAGACACCAAAGAGUCAAACUAUGUUACAAGGAAUUGGGUGUGUUUUUGUACCAUAACUUUUGAAUAUUGCAAUUACGAAGGAGAACCUCUCUUUUGCUUGUUACCAGAGGCCUGACUAUGACAAUGAUUUUAUGUUUGUGUU
This is a messenger RNA of Vitis vinifera (wine grape), 1280 nucleotides long. RefSeq names its product DNA repair protein RAD51 homolog 4. The transcript is spliced from 10 exons. NCBI's taxonomy places the organism in Eukaryota, Viridiplantae, Streptophyta, Magnoliopsida, Vitales, Vitaceae. Gene Ontology annotation, molecular function: single-stranded DNA binding; ATP-dependent DNA damage sensor activity; four-way junction DNA binding. Bases 133 to 1092 code for a protein of 319 amino acids. The record is from RefSeq and is a predicted model, not a curated record. Gene Ontology annotation, biological process: reciprocal meiotic recombination; DNA strand invasion; double-strand break repair via homologous recombination. Gene Ontology annotation, cellular component: Rad51B-Rad51C-Rad51D-XRCC2 complex; replication fork; centrosome.